Molecule: messenger RNA, 4626 nt
Organism: Ectocarpus siliculosus
Lineage: Eukaryota; Phaeophyceae; Ectocarpales; Ectocarpaceae
Source: the annotation of a GenBank genome assembly
AUGGGCUGCAUGCAAAGCAAGAGCACCGGGCUGGUUCUGAGCGAGCAAGACCUGAAGGACUGCGAUGUGCCAGAUUCUGAGUGCAUUCGAGAGAGCGCCAACGCGGUCAAGGCCGUCCAAACCGCGCGAAUCCUACACGCAUCGAGGUGUUGUCCUGGAAGUUCGUUUAAGCCGAAGGUUGGACACGUCUACCUCCUCAAGCACAUCAAGUGCCCGCAGCUGCAGACGCUUGAAAUCGGAAUGGCUUCGCUGCCCUCGGACAAGAACACCUUGCUCCCGCAGCUGGCAACAAACAUGCUUCUGCAGCGGCCGGACAUGGCUCCGAUCGUCAUGGCGAUUCGGGUCAUGCUAGCCCAUGCGUACUACGGUUGGCCUUCGAUGGCGGUUCCAUGCAUGAUGAGUCUGCCCAAGUCCUUGCACACCCCUCUACCACCAAUGGACCAAGCUGUGCACCAGUCCGGCGGGCUACGAUCGGUGUUCUUGGCUUCCUGGUCUCUGGACCCCCGAGCUAUCACCGAUGAAGCUGCGGCUGCCGGUCGAUCAACGGCAGAUCGCAUCAAAGACCUCCAAUUUACACGCGGGCAACCACGGUACGGAGCUAUUGAUGUCGGUCACGUCGCGGCUACCGAAAAAGGCUCGGGACAACCCGACCACGCCUGCGUACUGGCGCUCGUGCGCGCUCUGCAGUACAACACAUUUUUUACUCACCUCGACCUCUCCACUACCAACACCUCCGCUGCGAGGUGCUGGAGCGAGGAUCCCUUCGGCCCGUCCGAUGUGGCAUCAGGCCCCCUCGCAACGGCAGUUCAGGGGCUGCUGCGAUGGAACGUGACCCUACAGUCGUUCCUUGCACCUAAUCUGCCAUGUGGACCAGGUGGAUCAAGUCUUCUGAACUGGGCUGCGAUGGGCUCUGCUCUUCUCGUCAACCCACGCCCGAUGGCCACCACGUGGGACUUCAGCAAGGUGAUGAUACACGCUGCUCCGAGCCAUGUGGCCUUCACUGAUCACAGCCUCAUCCGCCCCGUCCCCGCGCAGAUCGCUACAUGGGACUUGACUGACUGCGGCAUCGGAGACGCUGGUUUGACGUCUCUGCUGCCAGCGUGGUGGCGCAUUUUCUCGUACAUUGCCCCUGUCAGGGAGCUCCGUCUUUCCGGGAACCACCUUGGUCAGGCGGGACUUGCCCCGUUCUUCAAUAUGCUGAAUGGUACUGGUUUCGCAUUCUCCCCCCCCGAUGGGCUCUCUGUCCCUCCCGGGCCUCUCCCUGCACCCAACACGUCCUUCGUGACAUGCCUCGAGCUCGGCGGCUGUGACCUGCGUGGGGCAGUCCCUUCCCUGGGAAUGCUACUCUUAAGGUGUCCGUUCCUACGCAGACUGGGCCUGUCAAACCCACUUCCAGGGCAAGGCGUUGCUUUCGGGCUGCAGGAGGCUGAGGGAGUGUUUGGUGCCCUCGUGAACAGCCUGUGCCCGCUUGAGGAGCUCGACAUGAGAGGGCAGUGGGGGCUUGGGGCUCACGGGACGAUGAAUUCGGCCUCCUGCCUGGCCGGUCUCGUCGCCCGCAAGCCCACCCUGACUCGUCUACUCGUCGGAGAGGUGGAUUUCAACAGCUCGAAGACCACCGAGCUGGAUGUUCCCGCUGUGGCGGCCUCGGUUUCAUCCUGGGGCGCGGACGUCGCCGCUGACCGAUCUUCUCAUACCGGAUUGCUUCUCUUCUGCACCACGCCACACUCAACCCUCCGCCGCUUGGAUAUAAGCUUCAGCUUCUUCAUGUUGGAGCCUGCGAUGAAGCAGUCACUCGCGGUCGCGCUGGGACAUCUCGUCGCUACGUCCCCGCUGGAAGCACUCGUGAUGCCGGGGGACUUUCGCAGCAACGGCGUAAACUGCCUUCCAGGCGACAUGAUGGCUGCCUUUUUCCGGGCGCUGGGAUUGAGCAAAACGCUCCUCGAACUCGACGUGACGGGACACCAAUUCGGAGAUGUCGGUUGCGUGCCCCUGGGAAACGCCCUCCGCCAGAAUCGCUCCAUCACCACUCUGAGCUACGAUCACAACUGGGUGACGCUGGAGGGCUUCAAGGCCAUCAGAGGGUGCCUGUACGGGAACAAGAAGCUGGUCAAGGUUUCGGCACCGGCCGCUGACCUCGCGAUGCGCACGUCAUACCUUCAAAAUGAAGUUCUCGAGGGCCAGAGGCGCAUGUGGGAAAUCAAGGCCAGGAUCAAGGCUGCGUACAAGUACAACAAGCCGGAGUUCCACCGACAAAUCGCGCUCAUUAGCGCCAACAACAAGGCGUGGAAAGCACUCGAGCGCGAGAAGAACAAGACAAUCGAGGUCGCAGGAAUCAUAGCCGACUGCAUCGAAAGCAACCGUCAGCUCAAAGAUGCCAAGGACGCCGGGAAAUGGGCGGCGAAAAAGGAACGACAGCAGGGUGCGUUCGAGGAACGCUACGCCACCAAGAUGGGCAAGAUUUUGACCAAGUUGUCGAAGGAGACGGACAAGGCUAGGCUUCAGGCGGCUUCUACCAAGACGUCCCCUUUCAAGGCGAAGCCAAGGACAUAUUUCUACUCCAGCAACGCGCAGAAGCAGCAAGAAUGGAGGCAGAGAAACAGCCACCACCACCACCACCACCACCACCACGGCUACGGUGGAGGGAUGUACUUCGUCGCGCUGCCAUCGGGGCAUCACUCGCCGUACCAUCACGAUGAUGGCUGCAGGGACAACCUCGUAGGAGGAGGAGGAGGAGAAGGUGGAGGUGGAAACACGGCGGAUCACCGCGACCUGCCCGCUAACGGGGAGGGAUCAGCUUCUAUCUCCCCUGAAGAGGAGCUGGUGGACCUGAAGGACGACUACGUUGCUAGCCCGGGCGGUGACGACGGAGAGUCAUCCAACCCCCUGGAUCGAGUCCGGGAUCUCAUCACGAACGAGGGGCCGAGCGUGUUCGACCCCUCGAACCUGGGUCGCAUCGACGACCUCUUCAGGGAGGCGGGCUCUGACGUGUACGAGCGGAUGGGACCCAUCCUCGGCGAGGCAGGCGACUUCGGCUCAAAAGUGGCGGACACGGCUGCGUCGUGGGGAACUGAUCUAGGGAGUGUUUUCGGAAGCAUCGGCGAAUCCGCUGGAGACGCCUUCGGCGGAUUAGGAGACCUCUUCUCCGACGUCGGGGGUGCAUUGGGCAGUGGCCUAGGUGAUGUAGGGGACUGGGCGGGGGACGCCCUGGGGGACGGCCUAGACGCAGCGAGAGGCCUCGCCGAAGACAUCGGAGAGGGCAUCGGAGAUGGUCUUGAUGCAGCGGGAGAUCUCGCCGGAGAAGGCCUAGACGUGGCGGGCGACCUCGCCGAAGACAUAGGGGAGGGCAUCGGAGAGGGCCUGGACGCAGCCGGAGAUCUCGCUGCAGACGGGCUUGACGCGGCGGGCGACCUAGCCGAAGACAUCGGGGAGGGCAUGGGCGAUGGCCUGGAAGCAGCCGGAGACCUUGCCGGGGGCGCCGUGGAUGCGAUCACGGAUGCCGUUGAUGGUGUAGCGGACGACGUGGACAUGUACGCGGGCGCAGGGCCGAGGGAUCUUGACGACGAAGGGCCGACCGGGGGUGGACACUUUGCCAAGGUUUUGGCCGGUCCUCGUCGUCUGGUGAGGCCAUUCUCCGUACAACGAGGCAUCGAUAGCGAGAGCCCGCAAUUGAUGGGGGUCGGAGAAUGGACCGCAUCUCGACUCAAAGCUCGGGAAGACAGCAGGAAGAACAGCAAGCAACCAGCCAGGUGGGAAGAGCGAAUGUUUGCGAGGGCGAAGGAGCUUGAUCGGCCCGGUGCCUUCCCGUACAAGAUGCGGCUACACGCAUUCCAUGCUGGCCUGGCGGUUCCUUCCCCGGAGAGCCGAGUGACUCUGGUUACCCAGUGUUCGACGGACCGUCUGCCUGCGGUGCUGGAGCAGGCUCUGAGGUGGGGCGGCGACACCAGCCUCGCUGUUCAUGUCCCUUCGGCCCCCCUAUCGGCUAAGGAUGAGACCAUGAGCGAAAUUCGACGACUGUGCCAGCGGGUCGACCAAGAAGUUCGAGCAGCACCCAAUCGUCGGAAGCAGCUCUCUGUGGACGUGGCUAUCCUCGAGGGAGCGGAGGCGGACCCUGCUAGGCACGACCACUGCGGUCCGCUGUACCCCGUCAACACCCUGAGAAACUUGGCUCUGAUACAGGCCCGGGACGACAGCCUUCAUCCCGCUCAAGCGGUGUUCCUGGUAGACUGCGACUGCCUGCCGUCAGAGCACCUGCUCGAGGAGCUCCAUUCGCAGGAAGUCCAGGACAGACUCAACGCCGAGAGUAGUGCGAGGCCGGCGGCCGUCGUCAUCCCUUGUCUGGAGUUCACCCCGGGCUCAGUGUCUGCCAGGCAUGACAAGAGCAUCCCAUCGAGCGUACAGAAGGUGGUCGAGAUGCUGGCGGAAGGGACCGCUCAAGGGUUUCACGUGGACUAUUUCUUCAAGGGCCACGGCCCGACGGACUUCCUGCGCAAGACCGACCUUCCAAUGUACGACGAGCGCUUCCGCGGCUACGGCAUGAACAAGGCAAGAGCUAUGGCUUCAAGCCGGAAGCGUCCCCAUGUGGAUAUACGUUGUAGUUGCCCACCUCCUAACCCUGGCCUCUGGUAG